Molecule: messenger RNA, 2213 nt
Organism: Oryzias latipes (Japanese medaka)
Lineage: Eukaryota; Metazoa; Chordata; Actinopteri; Beloniformes; Adrianichthyidae
Gene: esrrd
Product: estrogen-related receptor delta
Biological process (GO): regulation of DNA-templated transcription
Cellular component (GO): nucleus
Molecular function (GO): nuclear steroid receptor activity; zinc ion binding; sequence-specific DNA binding
Source: RefSeq, a predicted model, not a curated record
CGUCGUUUUUCCUCUUCUGUUGUUUAAAAUGACAAAGUCCUCCUGAUUCUUUUCCAGUGACGUCCAGCAGGAAAAGUUUCAGGUGGACCUGAGGGGGCGGAGCCACACGCAGCCGUGGCCUACAUCUGUCACUGUCCAAAUCAAUAGAGAUGAUCAGAGGAGUCAAUCCCCUUGUGAUGCUGAGUGCUGAUUGGCAAAACCUGCAGGCCCCGCCCCCUUAUCCUCCUCUGUGAGAUAACUGCACAAACAGAUAAAUGAGUGCAGAAGCCUCACAGCUUCAUGUCUGCACCUGAAACGUCUCUGCCAGGUUUUUCUGAACUCCUCCACUGCAGCUGGAAGUACCCUUUUUUACAAGCUGCACCUGAAAGCAUCGCAGUUGCUGGUUCUCCCUGUUUUCCUGUUGGAGACCUGCAGCCGGCGUCGGGAUGGAGCUGAAGGACUUCUGUCUGGCAGCAGACGUGUCGUACCACAGUCCGCAGCGCCUUCAGGACUCCCCUUCCUCCUCCUCCUCCUCCUCCUCCUCCAUCUCCCCCAGCGAUGAACCUCAGUCUCCCUCCUUCCUCCUCCACUCCUCCCCCCGCAGUCCCUCCUUCCCCCUCGACACCUCGUCUUCCUUUAGCCCCUCAAACCCCGUCUUCCUCCUGUCCAGCCCGCCCUCUUCCUCCUCCUCCUCCUACGGCCUUCUCUGCGGGGGUGCAGAGCCCGACUCCCUGACAGGGUGCAGUUCCAGCCGGGAAGGCGUAGGGGGCAGCAUCCCCGCGUCGGAGGCUUCGGGGAGACUUUUGCUGCUGCAGACAGAAUCUUUCUCAGCAAAGGUGGACUCCAUCCUCAGGGGGGACUACCUGACCCCGAUGGGUCCCGUGGGGCCAAAGAGGCUGUGUUUGGUGUGCGGAGACUUCGCCUCCGGGUAUCACUACGGGGUGGCGUCCUGCGAGGCCUGCAAGGCGUUCUUCAAGAGGACCAUACAAGGCAACAUUGAGUACAGCUGCCCGGUGAUGAACGACUGCGAGAUCACCAAGCGGAGGAGGAAAGCCUGCCAGGCCUGCCGCUUCCAGAAGUGCCUGCAGGCGGGGAUGAUGCGGGAGGGUGUGCGCCUGGAUCGGGUCCGAGGGGGCCGGCAGAAGUACAAGAGGCGGGUGGAGGCGGGCCUGUGCGGCAGAGGCGGGUACAGCCAUGCCAGCCUCGGCAGCAGCAGAAACAAGGUGGUUUCUCACCUGCUGCUCACAGAGCCCGUCCCCCUGGCUGCCAAUCAGGAUGACUCCACCAAUGACAGCAGCCUGCGGACGCUGCUGACCCUGUGUGACCUUCUGAACCGGGAGCUGCUGCUUCUGAUUGGCUGGGCCAAGCAGAUCCCCGGAUUCUCCGGCCUCUCAUUGGUCGAUCAGAUGUCGCUGCUGCAGAGUGGUUGGAUGGAGGCUCUGCUUGUAGGCGUGGCCUGGCGCUCGCAGGGCGCCUCAAGGGAGGAGCUUGUCUUUGCAUCGAACUUGCAGUUGGACGAGGCGGAGUGUCGAGCGGCGGGAUUGGCCGACCUGUACGAGGCGCUGCGUCACCUGACGGCGAGAUACGAGUCGAUGAAGCUGAGCGCUGAGGAGGCGGCGGCGCUGAAGGCCGUGGCCCUCGCCAACUCCGACGCCGACCCCCUGGACUGUCCGGACGCCGUGCACCGCUUCCAGGACGGGCUCCACGAGGCGCUGCAGGAACACGAGGCGUCCAGGAGGGAGCAGCGGCGAGCGGGCCGGCUGCUCAUGAGCCUGCCGCUGCUGCGGCAGACCGCCGACCGCGCCGUGCACGCCCUCCUGCGGCUGCACCGCCAGCGCCGCGUCCCCCUCCACAAGCUGCUGCUGGAGAUGCUGGACGCCAAGGCCUGAGCCCGGCCGCUGAAAAACAGACUUUUAUUUUUCUACACAACGCGUUUGUAAAAACAUUUGGACCCGAAGCAGCUUCUGUAGGUUAGGCUGGUUUUGUCUCCAAAGGGCUUCCAUAGUAUUUCCAUUCAUGCGUUUCCAGAGAUUCAUUUCAGGUUUCUGAUCCAAACUUUGACACAAAGACUGUUUUUCUGGAUUUUCAAAGUAAUUGUCACAUAGCUGAUGUUCAUAAUUUGCAUCCUUCCUUCCUUUUUUCAUAGAUCAACUUCAACAGGAUGAAAACAAAGAAUCGAUGAGCAGGAACUUUUUGUAGACAUUUAUUUCCUAAAUAAAGACGUUUUAACAGGA